ACCAGGGGAGCUUCAGUUUCACGACAAAACUGAGAACUUUCAAGAUGAACGUUUACUGGAUACCCACGAUCCUCCUCUCCCUCUCCAGUGCUGCCAACAUGAUAAGCUCAAACAACUGUAAAGAUAAGCUCAGAACGUUCUAUGUGGUCCGUGUGUCUGUCAACGGCAUUGCAUCGGUCAGAUGCCCCAACCUGACAGGCAAGGACCAGGAGGAGAUGAGAUUCCACCUUUACCUGGGCUUGGUCGAGGUUGGCAACCACACUCACGACAGUGCUCACAACCACAACUCCACAGAGACAGUGAGUCCUGUUGGGGAGGGUCUGGGGCUGAGGGUGAACGAACAGGACCAUACGGUCAGUUUUGUCCUCUCUGGAAUGACCACGGAGCGCGCUGGAGUCUAUACCUGUGAGGGGUACCCCAUGUACCCACCUCCCAUUGAGAAAGUACCAGACGAGCCUCAGACCUUGGUCCUGGUUGAAGCAUUUCAGUGCCAGGCAGGGGGAUGUGUAGGCCCUAGAGUGCAUGGUGUCCCUGUUUGGGCAUGGAUGCUGGGGUUCUGGGUCACCACCAUCUAUGGCCUGCUUGUCACGGUCUUCGCCUUUGUCAUCUGGCUCAGACUGAGGAGAGUGGAGUGUUCCCAGAGUGACUACAUGAACAUCAAACCCAAAGCUCCACUCAGGGGGCACAGGAAGAAGCAGGGGGUCCAGCAUCCAAUCCGAAUGGGACGAUACUGAUCACUGUCAUCCUCAGAUCAGACAUCCUCAUACAAAAGUAACACGAGUUGAGCCUUUAUUGGCCCUUGAGAGCUGACUGGAGAAACAGACCAAGUUCUUGAUGUAAACAUGAAAGCUAGCUCUUCAAAUGAUGAGGUGCACAUCUAAUUGUACAUCUGAUUGCGUGUAAAUAAAGAUUUUAGUUAUC
Messenger RNA from Oncorhynchus mykiss (rainbow trout), 921 nucleotides. Its product is annotated as CD28-like protein. The record is from RefSeq and is marked provisional. Gene Ontology annotation, biological process: T cell receptor signaling pathway; regulation of T cell proliferation. NCBI's taxonomy places the organism in Eukaryota, Metazoa, Chordata, Actinopteri, Salmoniformes, Salmonidae. Gene Ontology annotation, cellular component: external side of plasma membrane.